AUGUAUAAUUCAUCAGAUGAAUUAAGUAUUGGGGAUCGUAUUACGUCGUUAGAACAACGUUUGGAAAGCUUGCAAUCAAUAGUAGUUACGAGUGAUAAAGUCAAUGAAAUUGUAAAGGUUGUUGAAAGGUUGCAAGCUGAAGUUGCAGCUUCAAAGGAAAGAUUGGAAAACUUACAGAAAUUGGAAGAAGAUGUAAAGAAAAAACAACUUAUGAAACAAAGUUGGACUUGGUUAUUUAAGAUAAUAGCAAAACAUGUGAUUAUAAAUUCUAUAGUAAUAUUUAUAAUUUUAACAAUAACAAUUAGGAAAGGGAAAUUACCAAUGUUAAAAUCUUUUUUUCAACGACAAGGUCUUCGAAAACGCACUAAACAAUUGGCAAAGAGUGCGCUUACUGAUUUCAAGAAUGCUUGA
Messenger RNA from Entrophospora sp. SA101, 411 nucleotides. The record is from the annotation of a GenBank genome assembly. Lineage: Eukaryota; Fungi; Glomeromycota; Glomeromycetes; Entrophosporales; Entrophosporaceae.